Molecule: messenger RNA, 2548 nt
Organism: Hemibagrus wyckioides
Lineage: Eukaryota; Metazoa; Chordata; Actinopteri; Siluriformes; Bagridae
Product: carotenoid-cleaving dioxygenase, mitochondrial-like
Exons: 14
Coding region: 252-1970 (572 amino acids)
Biological process (GO): carotene catabolic process; retinal metabolic process
Cellular component (GO): mitochondrion
Molecular function (GO): beta-carotene 15,15'-dioxygenase activity; carotenoid dioxygenase activity
Source: RefSeq, a predicted model, not a curated record
UAGUAAGCUGAGGCUACAGUGGGCACAGGCUCAACAAAACUGGACAGCUGAACACUGGAAAAUCAGGCCUGCUCUUUCCAAUCAAGUUAGGCUGUCGAUAAAGAAGCUACUGAAAAUGAGAAGUGUCCCAGUUACAAGCAUGCUUACAUAACUUGACCAAAGAUUGCAUUCCUGCUCCAGUGCAAAGCAAACAUAUCUGCGUUACAGUUGCUGUAAUCUUUCAGUGUGGGAUAAAAUAUAUACAAUUAGCCAUGAUUGCCCAGCGCACACACUUCCACUUAUUCCGCUCUGCCAUCAGAAGCACAUCACUUUUCACCAUGUGUCAUGGCAAGCGUCAUCCAGUAGUUGUGAUCGAUAAACAGAAACAUACCUUCAGGAAGCAGCAUGGGCUUCAAGAUAUUGCUCCGCUGGUGAAGAGUGUGGAGGAGACUCCAGAGCCCAUCCCUACCACUGUUAAAGGCACAAUCCCUACAUGGAUCCGUGGAAAUCUUCUUCGCAAUGGCCCUGGAAAGUUCGAGUUUGGAAAUCAACACUUUAAUCACUGGUUUGAUGGAAUGGCCUUGAUGCACAGCUUUCAGAUUGCUGAUGGUCAGGUGACCUACAGAAGCCGCUUCCUGCGCAGUGACUCCUACAAGAAGAACAGUGAGAUGAAUCGAAUUGUGGUAUCCGAGUUUGGCACUCUUGCGCUCCCUGACCCGUGCAAGAAUAUUUUCCAGCGCUUCAUGUCCUUCUUUGAGAGGAUGAAGCCCACAGACAAUGCUAGCGUGAGCUUCGUCAAAUACAAAAGUGACUACUAUGUCAGCACAGAGACAAACUUUAUGCACAAAAUUGAUCCAGACACUCUUGAAACAAAAGAGAAGGUGGACUGGAGCAAGUUCAUUGCUGUUAAUGGUGCAACCGCCCACCCUCAUGUUGACCCAGAUGGUACAGUCUACAACAUGGGCAACUCCUAUAGCAGCAAAGGUGCUUUCUACAACAUUAUCAGAGUGCCUCCGAGAAAGGAAGCCCUUGGUGAUACGCUGCAGGGUGCGAAGGUGCUGUGUUCCAUAUCACCUGCUGAAAAAAACAAGCCUUCAUAUUACCACAGCUUUGCCAUGUCUGAGAACUAUGUGGUUUUCAUCGAACAGCCUGUAAAGAUGGAUUUGAUGAAGAUAAUGACAUCUAGAAUAAGGGGGAAAGGCAUAAACGACUGUAUCUACUGGGACCCCAAACAAGACACCGUCUUCCAUGUUGUAAACAAACAUACUGGACAGGUGAGUCCAGUGAAGUACCACACCAAGGCUUUAUCCAACUUCCACCAGAUCAAUGCUUUUGAGGAGAAUGGCUUCCUUAUAGUGGAUAUGUGUAGCUCAGAUGAUGGCCAGGCCCUUCAGAUCUACAAUCUUCAGAAUUUACGCAAGUCCGGAGAAGCCCUGGAUGAGGUAUACAACAGCACAGACAGUUAUUUUCCUCGCCGCUUUGUUCUGCCUCUGUGUAUCACCAAUGAUACUCCACUGAACCAAAACCUCAAUACACGACCCAACAGCUCUGCUUCUGCAGUCUGCCUCAGCAAAGAGAAGGUGUUCUGCAUGUCUGAGGAUCUUCAUGACAAUGAACUUAUUGAUUAUGGUGGUUUUGAGUUCCCACAUAUUCACUAUGACCGAUGUAACACCAAACCAUACCGCUACAUCUACGGCUGUGGCUUUGGUCACGUAGUGGCAGACUCACUGAUCAAAAUAGACCUGGAGAGUAAAAAGCUUAAGGCAUGGUGUCAGCCAGGCGUUUAUCCAUCUGAGCCUAUUUUUGUCCCCUCGCCUAAUACAGAGGAAGAAGAUGAUGGUGUCAUCCUCUCUGUUGGCCUCACACCCACUGAGGAUAAAGGUACUUUUCUGCUGGUUCUGGAUGCUAAGACAUUUGAGGAAGUGGGAAGAGCUAAAGUGCCUGUUAACAUUCCCCCAGGCUUCCACGGGACCUUUAACUCUUUGGUAUAGGACAGAUUUCAUCUAGUGACAGUAAAAGCUAAGAAAUACUGCCAUGUUUAUAAAGGACUUCACUUACAAGGUUUGGCCAUUGGCAAACACAAAUAAGCCUCUCCCACUUUUUUCACAAGACGUUCCCAAGGUAUUCAUCUCCUUCAAAUUAGUUUUCACCACUUAAAGUUAGGGAUUUAUGUGUUUUAUUGUUUUGCCUUCAAAUUUUAAGUUUAUUUUUAAUGCUGUCAUAUGUAAUGCAACUUGAGUUAGAUGCCAUAUUAAUCAAAAUUUUCAAUUAGUGUUACCAGUAUUGUGAAAUUACAGUGGCUUUGGAAGACAUUAACACAGUUAAAGAUAUGAAUUACCCACUUUUUAUCCAGUAUUGUAAUGGUUGUACAUAAUGAUGUACCUUGGAAACAUGUUCAGCUCAAUCAAUUCAAAAUGAUAUUUUAUUACAUACAUUUAUGCAAAUAUUUUACGUCUUGACUUGACAUUUAAAAUUGAUUGCUCAUCUGACCUUUGUCAAAAUGUGCAGUUUUUUCUUUGUGAAACUUUGUGUAUUACACUAUCUAUUUUUAUUACAUCUUAUAAAAUGU